This is a messenger RNA of Arabidopsis thaliana (thale cress), 1985 nucleotides long. It is a transcript of the gene PAB7, whose product is annotated as poly(A) binding protein 7. The transcript has 10 exons. Gene Ontology annotation, molecular function: RNA binding; nucleic acid binding. The record is from RefSeq and is marked reviewed. Gene Ontology annotation, cellular component: cytoplasm; nucleus. Lineage: Eukaryota; Viridiplantae; Streptophyta; Magnoliopsida; Brassicales; Brassicaceae. Bases 1 to 1830 code for a protein of 609 amino acids.
AUGGCGACUGUUCAUGCUGCAUUACAUGCGGCGGAUGCUUCUUCUUCGGGAUCGAGUUCUCCAGUGACGGCGUCGUUAUAUGUCGGAGACUUACACCCUUCCGUCACCGAAGGUAUACUCUACGACGCGUUCGCCGAGUUCAAGAGCUUAACUUCUGUUCGUCUCUGUAAAGACGCUUCGUCUGGUCGCUCUCUCUGUUAUGGCUACGCUAACUUUCUCUCGCGUCAAGACGCUAACCUUGCCAUUGAGAAAAAAAAUAACAGUUUGUUGAAUGGAAAAAUGAUUCGAGUAAUGUGGUCUGUUCGAGCACCUGAUGCUAGGAGAAAUGGGGUUGGAAAUGUCUUUGUUAAGAAUUUGCCUGAGUCAGUCACCAAUGCGGUUCUGCAAGAUAUGUUCAAGAAAUUUGGGAACAUUGUUUCCUGUAAGGUUGCAACUCUUGAAGAUGGAAAGAGUCGGGGAUAUGGUUUUGUUCAAUUUGAGCAAGAAGACGCUGCACAUGCUGCUAUUCAGACCUUGAAUAGUACCAUUGUUGCUGACAAGGAGAUCUAUGUUGGAAAAUUCAUGAAAAAGACUGAUCGAGUGAAACCUGAGGAAAAGUACACGAACUUGUACAUGAAGAAUCUCGAUGCAGAUGUCAGUGAGGAUCUUUUAAGGGAAAAGUUUGCAGAGUUUGGGAAAAUUGUUAGCCUAGCAAUUGCAAAAGAUGAGAACCGAUUAUGUAGAGGAUAUGCAUUUGUCAACUUUGACAACCCAGAGGAUGCAAGACGGGCAGCUGAAACAGUGAAUGGAACAAAAUUUGGUUCGAAGUGUCUAUAUGUAGGAAGGGCGCAAAAGAAAGCAGAACGGGAGCAACUGCUAAGGGAACAAUUUAAAGAGAAACAUGAAGAACAGAAGAUGAUAGCCAAGGUGUCAAACAUAUAUGUGAAAAACGUCAAUGUUGCUGUUACUGAGGAGGAGCUGAGAAAACACUUCAGUCAAUGUGGCACAAUCACUUCGACAAAGCUGAUGUGUGAUGAGAAAGGAAAAAGCAAGGGGUUUGGAUUUGUGUGCUUCUCAACACCUGAAGAAGCUAUUGAUGCUGUGAAAACCUUUCAUGGGCAAAUGUUUCACGGGAAACCACUAUAUGUGGCUAUUGCUCAAAAGAAAGAGGACAGAAAGAUGCAGUUACAGGUUCAAUUUGGGAACCGUGUGGAAGCUAGAAAAAGCAGCUCUUCAGCUUCUGUCAAUCCAGGGACAUACGCUCCACUUUACUACACAAACACUCAUCCCGGGAUGGUAUAUCAAUCAUACCCGCUGAUGUGGAAGUCUGCUAACAUGAUUGGUUCAUCAUACCCAAACUCUGAAGCAGUCACAUAUCCCCCAAUGGUUGCUAAUGCGCCAAGUAAGAAUAGGCAGAACAGAAUAGGAAAGUUGGAUAGGAAUGCUGUUUCGUAUGUGCCAAAUGUGUAUCAGUCUACUCAAAUGCUUCCUUUGUCAAGAGAUUUUUCGAAGCAGCAGCAUAGCAGAACCUAUGGUCGUGGGAAAGAAAUGAAGAAAUCAAUCCAACAGAGACAGUCUGAAACAGUUGGGAUGGAGAUGCAAUUGCUCGGAGAGUUGCUACACCCUCUUGUCGAGAAACUGGAGCCCCAGCUUGCAAACAAAAUCACAGGGAUGCUUCUGGAAAUGGACAAGUCGGAAUUGCUUCUUUUGCUGAAAUCACCAGAAGACUUGGCUGUUAGAGUUGAUGAAGCGUUUGAAGUUCUGAAAUCAUCCAAGACAAAUCUGACCGCUCCAAACACUCAUCGUUCUGAUUACUUGGCGUCUGGCAUUGCUGGCGUUUCGAUUAAGUGAAGAACAAAGUGGAAAACAAACUAGUUACCUCGGUUGCUACUUGCAACAUAAACUCUUGUGGGAUUCUCUUUUUCUUUUUUUGGUUUCAGUUCUUGGAUUGCUAUUCUAGUUUGGUUUUAUUUUCGUGUGAAAUACAGUUUCAGAAAUGAUUUCAA